Messenger RNA from Daphnia pulex (common water flea), 3389 nucleotides. Its product is annotated as regulation of nuclear pre-mRNA domain-containing protein 2-like. The coding region runs from base 2 to 2098 and encodes 698 amino acids. The transcript is spliced from 7 exons. Gene Ontology annotation, molecular function: RNA polymerase II complex binding. Gene Ontology annotation, biological process: mRNA 3'-end processing. Lineage: Eukaryota; Metazoa; Arthropoda; Branchiopoda; Diplostraca; Daphniidae. The record is from RefSeq and is a predicted model, not a curated record. Gene Ontology annotation, cellular component: RNA polymerase II, holoenzyme.
AAUGGCUAGAAACGGAACUCACUUCAGCGAUUCGCAUUUCGAGAAAAAAUUAAACAAUCUCAAGGAUACUCAAGAAAGCAUUCAAGGCCUCUCUACAUGGUGUCUUAAUCAUAAAUCAGAUUUGAACCACAUCAUCAAAUGUUGGCUAAAAGCAAUAAAAAAGAGUAAACCUGAACAAUGUCUUACAUUGUUUUACCUCGCCAAUGAUGUCAUCCAGCACAGCAAAAAGAAGAACUUGUUAGACCUUGUUUCAGCUUGGGAAUUUGCACUGAAAGAAGCUACUCCAUAUGCAAGAGAGGAGAAAGUACGAACUCGUGUGUUACGUAUUUUCAAAAUUUGGGAAGAAAGAGAUGUCUACAGUAACUCUUUUGUGGAUGAGCUAUCAAUGUUAUUGGAUUCUCCUAUGAAAACUGAAACAAAACCUACUGUGAAGCAAAGUUCUGAUUUUGAAUCCAGCCAUCUGAUUGACAAGAUCCACCAGUGUAGGACUUUGGAAGAGGAUACUGACCUGAAGCAGCGGACAUUGACUGAAUCUAAGGUCAAGAUAACUGAGGUUGACGUACUUCGAGCUUGUGUUAAAGAGCGUCGUAAAACCGAUGAUUUUUUCAAUGAGUUCGAUACCAGUGUCGGAAGAAUGGAGGAGUACGUUAAAGCCCUAGAAGUUGAAACGCGGGAGAGAGCAUCCCUCAUAAGUUUUCUGGAACAAGCAGAUCUUUUUUACGAAGCACAGCGAGGAGAGUUCAAAGUUGUUUGCACGGCUUACAAGCAAUUUGGAAGUAGAAUAAAGGGUGUUAAGCGUAAGCUCGAGGAAAUGAUGCAAAGUCUCCCCAAAACAAGUGAAACAAAGCAGGCUCAUAUGGCAAAUAUCGAUGCUCCGUCGCCUACAUCAUCGACAGUGUCUGACUUGGAGCUUCCUGAUGCAUUUGUUCAACCUAGAAGAACUGGUGAAAGUUCACGUAAACAACAAGAAGUUAUGCAAGCCAUGGAUCUCGAUUCUAGGAUCACUUCCUUCCUGGCAGCAGGUCCUCAGGGUCUUGGUGGAUCGUUUUUGUCGGCAAGUCCGGUCAAAUCGGAUACUCCCAACGUGCAAGCCUGCCUACCAAGCAAGCCUGUCUUGCCACCUUCUGUUGAUACCUAUCCAUUUUAUCCAGCAGUCAACAGCCCUUUUGGCAACCUUGCAUCAUUAUUGGUUCCGCCGCCACCGCCGCCUCCUCCACCCCCCUUAAUGCCGCCUCCCGUAUUUCAGGAUCUACCACGACCAGAACCGCCUCCACCGCCACCGAUUUCUCUACUCGGUCCAAAACCCUGGUCGAAAAACAGUCCGGUCCACCACCCUCUACCUUCGCGAAUACCUUCUUGGGGUAUGGAAGAAUCAGUUAGCAACAACGGAACCAGCAAAAUCAAUAGUCAUCAUACGUCAACAUACUUUCCAUCUCAAGACGUUGAUCUCAGAAGUGGCCAGCGGCCGAUCGAUCAUCGCAAUCUUAUUUCGCUAACAAGUGGCCCGGAUAAGUAUUCGCCACCGACUUCUGAUCCCCAUAGUAGUAUCGAACCUUCUAUCGGGGAAGAGGAGAUUUCAAGCUGGCUCAAAGACGUUCUAAAGGCACAAGAAGCAAGGGAGCGUAAACCGGCCGAUUUGAAUGAGCAAGUUUUAAAUCUUUUGGAUUCUUUCGAUCAUGACCAAGGCAACUUUUUGUCGCGAGACGGUCAAGUGUCGGGAGGAACGCCAGCUGGAGGGACAAAGAUAAAGAGCCUCAUCGACUCUCACCAUCCUUAUUCGAAUCACCACUCCCGGGUAACGCCGACAUCAAAAACUACUUUUGUUGGCAGUGAGCAAUCCCGUAGCGAGGCCCCACCUGUUAUACCAGAUCCUCCUUCAAAAGUACCUAGCCUAAUGGCGACUGUGUUGUACCCGGAUCGACCCCCAUAUACAACUGCAGGAUUGGAUAGUAGCGCAACUCGUCACCCGUUUGAUCAACAAUCGCCACGAGCCCGAAGCAUCAACAGCUCAGCAACGUCAACUUUAAGCCCUUCGAUUCGUGGGUUCAGCCCUGCACGUUUUUCCCGCCCACCAUAUCCGCGUGGAUCACGGUGGUAGCGGCUGUUGACAUCGAAAAUGUGUGUCUAAUAACGCUACUGGUUAUCAUGACUCUUCAAUUUUAUAAACAAGCACAUCAUCAGGACCGGUCGUCGGUGAAUUUCGGAUCUCUUCCUGACUAGAUUGUUAAUUUUUCUUCCUUUUUUUCCCUCGCAUUGUUUUGUGUCAUUUAUCUUAAACAAGUGAAUUGGCUUCUGGCAUCAUGAGAAGAAUUCUUAUUGUUUGGCCACAUGGCGGCAUAUAUCCUCAUUCGCUUGCCUCCUGUGUGUGUUGUGUAUGUGACAGAACUAAUCCUAUCUUUAAAUAGUCACGUAAACUAGAUUGAUUUACCUUAAACAAAACAAAAUGAGAUGACAACCAGAUACUAUGAGGUUGUAAAACGGUUCUUUAGGCUGCCAGAGUAGAGAGAGAGAGAGAGUAAAUCCCUCCGGAAGGGAAGUAUGGUCAAAUUACACCGGCUGGUUGACAAACACUUUGAGUACUUGGAUCAUUGAUCAGAGCUGCUCGGCAAUUUACUUCUCGUUUACCCAACGGUUGGUCUGCACCACCUUGGGGAAUGAACGAUUUUAUUUUGAUUAUUAUUAUUUUCACAACAAAAAUUUAGUACUACGUGAAAAUUGCACUGCCAAAGCAAACAGAGCGCAACGUAUUCGAAUCAAUCGUCUAUUCCUGAAAGACCGCCGGCUACGUUUCUGGUAAUUUUUUACUUGUUUUUUUUUUUUUUUUUUUCAUGUAAAUUACUUUUAUUCAAACACCGUAGCGGAACAGAUGAUUUUAACACAUAAUGGUAUUGCAUAGUGAUUUUUCGUUUCGCGUCAAAUUCAAGUGCAAUACGUUAUUGAGUUCCGAUUUUUUAAUUUUUUUUUCGUUCUUGUUUUUGAUUGGCCAAUUUUGAUUCUAAGAUACAAGUGAAAGCGCGUUGUUAUUUUCCCCGUUAUUCAAUAAAUAAUGUGUUGAUGAAUCGCGCUAACUGCCAAUAUGGAACGAUUCGUACAAUAGUUUUUUAAUCUUCUUUAAAUAUUAUGUGUUGCUCCUUAAGAUAAGGAAACGAAGUAGUAAGAACGAGCCCGCGAAUCUCCACGUAUUGCUUCUACGGUAUUCGUAAACUUCAUCUAUCUCGAAAUCUCCAAACAUUUGAUCUCCCAAGUCACGCUUCGUUUAAAGUUUUUUAAUCCAAACUAAAGGGUGAUAUGUUAUGCAUAGUUAUUUUCGACUGUAGACCAAAGUUUUGUUCUCAAAGUUCCCCAAUUGUGUGAUAAAGCAAACAAUAAAGUAAGGAUGCCUUUCAUUA